AUGGCCAGACUCUUGGGUCUCGCGCUAGGCUUGCUGCCGUUUGCCGCUCGCUUCGUGUCGGCGGCGACGGUCAUUGCCCACUUUAUGGCGCAACAAUCGUACUCGUACUCACAGAAUGAUUGGGCAAACGACAUUGCCUCUGCUCAGUCUAUUGGCAUUGAGGGCUUCGCCCUCAACGUCGCCUUCGCCGACUACGAAGUCGACCGCAUCGUGCAGGCCUACGCCGCCGCCGAGGCCGCCAACUUCAAGCUCAUGUACUCCUUCGACUUUGCUGGCGGCUCCUGGUCUCAGGACCAGGUCGUCUCCCUCAUCGCCGCGCACGCAAAUUCGCCCGCGACCCUCCGUUGGAACAACAAGGUCCUCGUGUCGACGUACAGCGGAGAGGGCAACGGCGACGGCUUCUUCGCAGGCGUGAAGAACACGCUCGCUGGGCAGGGCAUCGAGAUCACGUGGGCGCCGGCCUUCGUGGGCUACCGCAGCACAAGCGCGGCGGGCUCGGUCAUGGGCAACUUCCCGUCGAUCGAUGGCUUCUUCAACUGGUGGUCUUGGCCCAACGAUGUCAACGAGCCUCUGACGACGGAGAUCGACCUUGCUUUCCAGUCGGCGGUCAAGUCUGCGAACCGCGGUGGCCCGUACAUCAUGUCUCAUAAUGGACAUCCAGCCGUUUCCCCCUGGCAAUUCAAGGACCUCAACGGCGAUGGAUGGGUUCAGCAGAGCGACACGCUGUGGAACUACCGCUGGAAGCAGGCCAUCGACGAGGUCCGCCCCGACAUUGUUGAGAUUGUCACCUGGAACGACUUUGGCGAGUCGCACUACAUCUGUGACAUCAACUACAACGUCGACAUGGGCGACGCGAUAAACUACGUCCGCGGCAUCAAUCACUCUGCCUGGCGCACCGUCGCCAAGUACUACAUCGCGUGGUACAAGACCGGCAGCAAGCCGACUCUGACCGAGGACACCGUCGUGUACUGGUACCGCACGCACCCUAAGGGCGUUUCCUGCUCCGGCGGCGCACCCGUGCGCAUGUCUUCCUACCCCGAGGACGCCAUCUUCGCGCUCGCCAUGCUCGCCGACUCGACGCCCUCCGCGACCGUCACGCUCGAUGUCGGCUCGAACCAUGCCGAAUUCACCGCGAACGGGGGAAACCUCACCAUCGGGAAGGUGCCGUUCCCGAAGGAGGACGGGCAGACGCCGUGGUUCAAGCUCGUCAAGAAUGGCGCGACGGUGAAGGAGGGCUCGGGCAACUACGAUAUCACGACUAACUGCGCGUACUACAACUUCAACCCGACGGUGGGGCAGUUUAAGUACGGGCGGUUGAUUACCGGCUUCAAGAUCCUGGAUACAGGCAUUCCGGAUAGUGAUUUCGCCGGAUACCUCACUCUCGUCUUCCUUCACGGUUAUGGUAUACCCUCGAUAGGUGUGCGCCUCAUCGCGGUGAAUCGUCGUGGCUACCCAGGCUCCUCGCCUUACACCGCAGCGGAGUCAUUCACCCUCAAGAACGGCACGCUAGAGGAGCGCGCUGCCAUCUAUCGUGAUGAGGGGCAUCACUAUGCACAGCUUCUCGAUGCCUUGGUCCAAGACGGAACUGUCGGGCCAGGCGGCGUCGCGCUCGUUGCCUGGUCCAUUGCGAAUGCGCAUCUGAGCGCGACGAUUGCAGCGGUGCAUGAACUUCCGGAUGUCACCAGAGAGCGCCUCAGCAAGCACUUGAGAACGUUCAUCUACUUUGAAGCAGUCCCCAAACCCAUGGGCAUGCUCAACCCACCUGACGGCUACAUCCCGGGCGACCCUGAAGCCAGCGGCCACUGGUUUGCCUCUUACUUUGCGCAUGACCUCGCCUCGCGCGACGUCAACAAGCUAGAGAAGCAGCACUCCGAUCCCACGAGACCUGCCACCGACGCUAUCGAGGGCUUUUACGCCAAGUUCGCGGACAUCGCGGGUGCGGCGAGCAGCGACGAGCUCUUGUUCAAGCCCGACAUGCUGGCCCACCUUCGUGCUGCGCGAGACAAGGCACUAUUCGACGGGGAGGUGCGGCGCGCUUGGGGUAAUCCGAAGGUUGCGUAUGUAUGGGGAGGGUCGAGCGUGUGGACGUCGGUUUGGAUGGCAUGGGCGUUGGAGGAUGAGUGCAAGGCGCGAGGCUUGGGCAAGCUGGACUUGAUCUUUUAA
Schizophyllum commune H4-8 is the source of this 2163-nucleotide messenger RNA. Its product is annotated as glycoside hydrolase family 71 protein. The record is from RefSeq and is a predicted model, not a curated record. The coding region runs from base 1 to 2163 and encodes 720 amino acids. Gene Ontology annotation, molecular function: glucan endo-1,3-alpha-glucosidase activity. NCBI's taxonomy places the organism in Eukaryota, Fungi, Basidiomycota, Agaricomycetes, Agaricales, Schizophyllaceae. The transcript is spliced from 11 exons.